UAAGGAUUAAGGAUAGGCAGGAAUAUAAAGCAACUAGUAGUAGCUAAGUUAUUAGAGCCGGGAGUGUGGUCGAGCAACUAGAGAAAAGCAUAUCGCUAGUAUCCCUCUUGCUCGCCAAUUGUGAAUUGGCGCGCCGAUCGACGAUGGCCGUCCAUCAUCACCACCUCCUCGACUUCUCGCCACCUCCGAACGCGGUGCCGAUGGAGGCGCCCCCACCCUCCUUCGACCACGGCCAGCUCGUCGCCCUCCACGUCGACGGCACCGACAUGCCUGCAGGAGGCGUACUUCCCCACCGCGUCCUCGCCGACGACUCGGCGACGUGGCCACAGGUGGUCAACCUCUCCCUGUUCAACUACAACACCGGGGGAGGGUCGUUGUUCAGCCACCAGCAACCGUUCGCGGCGCCUCCAGCGGUGGCCAUGGCGCCUAACCUGCCGGCGACGACCUUGCACCCGUUCCAGCUAAGGAGCUCCAAGUACCUGGGCCCUGUGAAGGAGUUGCUCGGUGAGUUCUGCAGCCUUGAAGGGGACUUGCACGCCAUGAACAGCGCCAGGAGAGCUCCCAAAGCUGGCAAGUGGGACGACGUGGAGGCGUUGUCGUCGUCGUCGUCUGGUGGCCUAUGGGGCAAUCCUUCUCUGAGCUCCAUGGAUCUGUUGGACCUUGAGAGGAGGAAAGCCAGGCUCUUGUCCAUGGUCGGAGAGGUGGACAGGCGGUACCGGCGGUACCGGGAGCAGAUGAGGGCGGUGGAGGUGUCCUUGGAGGCGGUGGCCGGUGUCGGGGCGGCGCAGGUGUACACGAGGCUGGCGCUGCGGGCCAUGUCGCGGCACUUCCGGUGCCUGAGGGAUGCGCUCGUGGCGCAGGUGCGCGCGCUGAGGAAGGCCAUGGGCGAGAGGGACGGCGGCGCCGCCGCCGCACCGACAGGUGCGACCAAGGGAGACACGCCAAGACUCAAGAUACUGGACCGGUCCCUGAGGCAGCAGAGGGCGUUCCAGCAGCCCGGCGCCAUGGAGAACUAUCCAUGGCGGCCGCAGCGCGGCCUGCCGGAGCGCGCCGUCGCUGUCCUCCGCGCCUGGCUCUUCGAACACUUUCUCCACCCGUACCCAAAUGACGUGGACAAGCACAUUCUGGCGCGCCAGACAGGGUUGUCAAGAAGCCAGGUUUCCAAUUGGUUCAUCAACGCAAGGGUGAGGCUGUGGAAGCCAAUGAUAGAGGACAUGUACACGGAAGAAGUGAAGCAGCAACCAGAGGCAAACCAAAACCCUAGCAGCACCGGAGUUAAACCUGAGAAGGACACAACGGCAUCGGCAACAGCCAUAGGAGGAGAAACUCAUCACUUCCGAAACCCUGACUCCAUGAUUUCAUCUUCCAUUGUGACUGACCGCGACCAUCUGUUAUUCCAUGGCUAUCCGAGCAUGAAUGGGGGCGGCAGCACAGUGUCGCUUACUCUAGGGCUCCAGCAGCAGCCAUUUGCGUCGUCGAUGAUGCAUCAGCGAUCACUCAUGUUACAAGGACAAGAGGAAGAGACGACGACGGUGCUACCAUAUAGGAACCUCAACCUGAUGGGGUCUCAGUUGCUGCAUGAUUUUGCGGGGUAGCUGCUAGGAGGGUGCAUAUAUACCCAAGCUAGGCGAGGUAAAAAGUAUUUCUUCAUGACUAAAAGGUAAUUAAACAAAUUGGUUCCUAGCUACCCUGCCAAAUCAUGUUAUAUUUCUCGAGCAAGGACCCUCAGAUGAUCCAUAUUUAGAGCUACUUUCAGUAAAAAUUAAGUACGGCUGUUCUCUGUUCAUUCAAGACGAUCAUGAACUCGACCGUAAUUUAAGCACUCAAUGUUUGAUGCAAAUUGUCAUAUCAUCCAUUCAGCGUACUACUACAACAUUGUGUAUGCUCAUUUAGCGUACUUACGACUUUUAA
Phragmites australis (common reed) is the source of this 1911-nucleotide messenger RNA. Its product is annotated as homeobox protein BEL1 homolog. The transcript has 4 exons. Gene Ontology annotation, biological process: regulation of transcription by RNA polymerase II. NCBI's taxonomy places the organism in Eukaryota, Viridiplantae, Streptophyta, Magnoliopsida, Poales, Poaceae. Bases 144 to 1595 code for a protein of 483 amino acids. The record is from RefSeq and is a predicted model, not a curated record. Gene Ontology annotation, molecular function: DNA-binding transcription factor activity, RNA polymerase II-specific; RNA polymerase II cis-regulatory region sequence-specific DNA binding.